Molecule: messenger RNA, 1124 nt
Organism: Ilex paraguariensis (yerba mate)
Lineage: Eukaryota; Viridiplantae; Streptophyta; Magnoliopsida; Aquifoliales; Aquifoliaceae
Source: the annotation of a GenBank genome assembly
CCCCUGUCCACAGUCCUCACCAACCAGUCCCCAAAGUCGGUUGUUGACAAGAGAUUAAGGUAAGGUAGUUGAAGCUGAGUGUUUGGUUGGACUGAGCUGAGGGAGAGAAGAGAAUUCACAGAGCGAAAAUGGUGGUGAAGGUGUAUGGUCCAGACUAUGCUUCGACAAAGCGCGUGAUCGCUUGUCUUAUUGAGAAGGAGAUCGAAUUUGAGACUGUCCCUAUCAACAUCUUCAACGGAGACACCAAGAAGCCUGAGUUCCUCGCGUUGCAGCCAUUCGGGGUUGUCCCUGUCAUUGAAGAUGAAGAUGGUACUUUAUUUGAGUCCAGGGCCAUCAUUAGGUAUUGUGCCCAGAAGUAUGAGUCCCAAGGAACUGCACUGUUUGGGAAGACCUCAAGGGAAAGGGGACUAGUGGAACAAUGGCUAGAAGUUGAAGCACACAACUUCCACCCACCAGUUUACAAUUUGGUAGUUAACAUUAUGUUCAGCUCCCAAUUGGGCAUCACUCCAGACCCAAAGGUUAUUGAAGAAAGUGAAGAAAAACUUGGGAAGGUGUUGGACAUCUAUGAGAUGAGGUUGUCACGCAACAAGUACUUGGCUGGGGAUUUUUUCAGCCUUGCUGAUCUUAGCCACCUUCCAUUUACCCAGUACCUUGUGGGUGGUGUAGGGAAGGAGUAUAUGAUAAGGGGGAGGAAGCAUGUGAGUGCAUGGUGGGAUAAUAUUAGCAACAGGGCAUCUUGGAAGAAGAUCCUCCAGCUCUAGGGAUCUGGUUGUGCAUCACAGGCGUUCUGUUCUCAAAAUGAUGUCGUCUCACUUACAAACAAUAUAAUUUGAUAAAGGAUACAACGCCGUUGUUGCGAUAACACCACCUCUCCAAACAACAAAGGAGCUACGACUUUUAUUGGGAUAGUGAGGCAGUGUGUAGUUUCUUGCCUUUGUUGUUUCCUAUAUAAUAAGUGCCUAUGACCUUGAAACUUACUUAAUGUUUGGAGUGCCUAUGGCCUUGAGUUUAAUUCAUGUUUGAAGGGCCUAUAUAAAUUUGUGAUCUACAACUUUUUAUUAGUGUGAAAUGUUGCAAGGGAGAUGCCUCCGCUGUAUGCGGAAUUUUCUAUUUGUUAACAUGGG